Acaulospora colombiana is the source of this 492-nucleotide messenger RNA. The record is from the annotation of a GenBank genome assembly. NCBI's taxonomy places the organism in Eukaryota, Fungi, Glomeromycota, Glomeromycetes, Diversisporales, Acaulosporaceae.
AUGUCCUAUUUGCGAUGGAAUUAUGGAUUACAUGGCUCAUGGUACUGCGAAAAUGGGAAUCAGUUCCCUUAUGAUCUUGAAUUAGCGAAGUUGUAUUCCCAAGAUAAGUUGGAAUAUUGUCUCACCUGCAACACUUCAAGCAAUAAACUCAAAUUCGCAAUUCAAUCGGUGAAACCCUCACUUAAGAAUUUCUUGGAUUUCCGCUUACAAGAAGGCGAUUUGGAACGAGAGGAAACGGAGCACAGUCGACACAAAGGUGAACUAAACACCAUUCUCAAAUAUCAUGCUGAAGCGCCGGAAAUUAGUGAAGAAGUGCAACAGAUGUUAAGGAAUUUCCAGUUGUUCGUGGAACAAGAAGAAUUACAAAAGAAAAUUCGUUCCUUUAUUCCAACUGACAAGUGUUCUGAAAAUUUAAGAGAGUGGUUACAUCUACCGGACGAUGACAUUUCACUUGUAACAGAAGAAGAUAUGGACGAAAUCUUUAUGAUGUGA